Rhipicephalus sanguineus (brown dog tick) is the source of this 2901-nucleotide messenger RNA. RefSeq names its product mucin-19-like. The transcript has 3 exons. Bases 123 to 2885 code for a protein of 920 amino acids. NCBI's taxonomy places the organism in Eukaryota, Metazoa, Arthropoda, Arachnida, Ixodida, Ixodidae. The record is from RefSeq and is a predicted model, not a curated record.
UAAUUUUAUAUGCACUGAUAUGGGCAGUAGAAUGCACUGUGUUGCGCUUUUUCUAGGCUUCACUAUUGCUGUCGUGGUAAGCGGUCACUUUAACUGUACAAACUGUGGCUCUCUCAGAUGUAAUGAAUUCGAAAUGCCCGUGGCCAAGCGACCUCGACGCGAUCAAGUUCUGUAGACCACUGCACACGCCGGUCUGGGAAAUGAGGAAGCUCCGGCACUGCGUCUGCAAGCGCGGCUACGUUCGCAACUCGUGGGGAGACUGCAUACCACUGAAAAUGUGCAGACGGUGCAAGUGUCGCCUGCAGAAGGACUGGAACCUGUGCGCUACUGCCUGCCCCGCGGCUUGCGACAUGAAAAUAAGUGCGUCCUGCAGCAAGACAUGCGUUCCUGGUUGCGAUUGCCCGCCAGGAUGGGUAUUAGACCAGGACAACUGGAAGAAGUGCAUCAAGGUGAAGAAAUGUCAGCCAGUGUGUCCUCCGCACUCAAAGUUCGAACCCUGCGUAAACAGCUGCGCGCCGAAAUGCGGCGUGAGUGCGUCCAAAGAAUGCAAGACCACUUGCUACAGGGGUGACUGUGUCUGUGACACCGGAUUUUCUGAGUUUGUGCGAUACGAAAGAAAGAUAUGCGUGCGCCAGGAACACUGUGGCUGGUACCUCCAUGUAAAAUCGCCUUUUAUACUUGUGGGGACUGAGUUUACUAAUGGUGCAGUACGUCUAGGUGGUAUCGCGAACUCCCAGGGAAACCACAUGCUGCUCCCGGGUACUGUCGGUGGGAUGCCCAGUGGGCCACAUUUGCUGGGUCUCUCAGGUAACUCGCCAACUGGUAACAGAUCUGCAGGGGCAGGUACAAGGUCAACUGUUCUACCGGGACUUGGCAGCAUUGGUGUCGUAGGCGGACUCCCCCCUGCCUUUGCAGGAAUCGCUGUGGUGGAAAGCAGGCCGAGCCUCCAUCCGUCAGCUGCUGGAGGAAAUAUGGCAAGCCAUCAAAACAUAGGCAGUGCAUUCCAUCCCAUAGCCACGUUACCUGCAAGUGGCGGUGUCGGAGGAUGUACAACUGGAAGCCAUCAACUUGUUUCCACAGGGAAUAUCGUGUUCGGUGCAAACACGGGAGCUGCACUUCCACAAACCGUUGCACCAUCUAGUGCAAUUGGUAGUGCAGUAGGUAGAGUGAGUACUCCCUCGCCUGUUUCAUCAGUAUCUGUCGGUGGCGGAGGAACCGUUCCAGGAAGGCUUUCAUCGGUACCGGCAGAAUAUCGCAGACUAAUAUUAGGUACCAAUGGUAUACAUUCGCCGGUUUCUCUUGUAGGUAAUAAUAUCGGUAUCGGGGCAAUUACACCUGCUACUCUCCGAAACUAUUCUUCGGGACAUGGAGCCAUUUCUGCCGUUGCACUUUCCCCUGGUCAUGCAGUGUCCGAAGGGAUAAGAAGCACUAAUAACCCAGCCAGCCGCGUCCCACACACAGCAUGGGCUGGAACUUCUUUCCCUGCCCCAGCAAGCACAGUGAGCAUGCCAUCUUCGGCUCUGCGCAACGGUAUAGCAGGCGCCGCGUCGAGUAGUGGUUCAGGACGUCCCGAAAGCGGUAUGAGGACAGGCCUGAGUACAGUCACAUCUCAAGGCGGAACUCUUACCACCAGUGCACUUACUCCUAGUCCUGUGUUAUUCGAAGGGAUUAGUAGUAAUGUUCACUCAGCCGGAAGCAUCUUAACAACUUCUCGUGGUGCAACUCCUUUUUCUGUCACAAUAAGCACAGUCAACGUACCACAAUCUUCGGCGAUACACAAUGCUGGAGGAAGCAUCUCUUCAAGUGGAGGUUCACAAGUUGGCGGAACUGGUGUCAGCACAGGCCCUGUGAGCACACUCACGAACACUCAACCCGGAACUCAUGCAACCAUUACCCUUUCACCUGGCUCUGCGGGGCUAGGAGGGAUUGGUACCAUUAAUGUCUCACCAGGAAGCACCAUGCCAACAACUGAUUUGGCAGCUUCCAGUCCGAUAUUAGGCACCGCAAGCACUCCACAAUCUUUGGUCUUGCACAGUGGUGGGGCAAGUGCCGCGUCAAGAGGUCAUUCACAACCCGCUGUAUCUGGUGUCACCACAGGCCCAUGGGGUACACUCACAAUCACUCAAGGUGGAACUCUUCCACCCAUUACAGCGAUUAACACUGGGGGUAAUGCUAUUGCUACCACCUUAGCGCACCUCCCUGCCAGUACUACGCGAAACUCAGGGGGUGAACUUGUUUCUAUUAGUGCAGGAACGCCGUCAAGCGGUAACGUUAGAGGAGGAUCUAAUGUAGCCUUAUCUGGCACAUUUGGUGGUGCAGGAAUCAAUGCGCAAACAGGCAGAAACACACCUGAUGCAGAGCGUUCUGGCAGAUAUAGCGCGGGAAUCAACAGUUUCGCUGCAACCGCGAACGGCACUGAAAUCGUAACCGGGACUAACGCCCUGGAACCACGCCCACCUAGUAAUAUGGCAUAUCAAGGCGGUGGUGUUACCGUUCUGUCUGGUUUGACGGGGAAUAUUCCUGGUCUUGUCAACGUGGGUACCGCCAGGUCAACUCCACACACCACAGGUCAAGGCAGCACAUCACGCGGAAUGUCUGAGGUAAGAAAGCCAUCGCAUAGUGCUGCAGGAUCAGGCGUUUCUAGAGUGCCUUCAACAGUUCCGUAUUUACCCGGUACUGUAGGAUACAACAACAUGCUCUUUAGAAGGCAUUUACAGGGUGCACGGUCGUUCGCAUCGACCAUUUCCGGUAGUUCUGUGCUGAAUAAAUUCCCAGAAUUCGCUAGAUUGUAUCCCGAAGGCGUUGACCUCGGGGAAAUCCAGCCGGAACUCAAGAGGCAGGUGGAGGUUUUGCUCAAGCGUGGGACGCUGCGCGAUGAAAGUUAAUAAAGUUUUGUUGAAG